Messenger RNA from Ruditapes philippinarum (Manila clam), 4285 nucleotides. Its product is annotated as leucine-rich repeat and fibronectin type-III domain-containing protein 5-like. Gene Ontology annotation, molecular function: protein binding. The coding region runs from base 314 to 2026 and encodes 570 amino acids. Lineage: Eukaryota; Metazoa; Mollusca; Bivalvia; Venerida; Veneridae. The record is from RefSeq and is a predicted model, not a curated record. The transcript has a single exon.
UGAUUUUGAUUUAAGAAACAUUUUAUACCGAUUACAGAUAAAAGCUGUAAAUCCUGCCACUUUUGUGCUAAUAAUUCUCAGGUUUCCAUAAAUUACGAAAGAUUGAAUUCGGGUUUCAUUUUAAGACGAACACUUUUUGAAAGGAAUUACUUGCAUAGACCUCUAAAGAUUGUUAGAAAUCUUUUUAUGCUUAUCGAGCAAAUAUUUAUUUGCAGCCAAUAAAACAAAACGGAGAAGAAAACGGCAAAGGGAAGGCUGUAAAAUAAAUAACUAUACAGGAGAAACGUAAAGAGACUUAAAUAAAGUGAGCUAAAUGUUGACAAUCAUGUACCUAAAGAUGAAGAAUUUUCUAAUUUUAACUAUAUUUGUUGUGAUAUUGAUUGGAUCGGUCGAAAAAACGAGCGUGAUGUCCUGCCCGACAAACUGUAGGUGCAGAGGAAAGGCUUCUAAAUGUGAAUCGGGUUUCACUUCGUUCCCAACGGGACUAGACGCUUCAACGGAAUAUCUUUCAAUAUCAGGAUCUGAUUCUCAAAAGAAUUCAAUUUCGACUAUAAGUAAAACAGAUUUUCAAUCUACAAAAUCCUUGUUCACUCUGAUGAUCACUUUCAGUGGUGUACAGUCAGUUCAAGAUGAAGCUUUCUCGUUGUUACAAAACCUGCACGAUUUAAGUUUGGCAGAUAACGAGAUCAAAAGCAUCACAGCAGACUCUUUUAAAGGACUUCCUAAGUUAAGAACGCUUGAUCUUUCUGGGAAUACGAAUUGUAAAUUAGACAAAUCAGUUUUUACGCACGUGUCAGGAUUAGAAGAGCUCAAUCUUGGAAACAUGAAUCUUCAAACAUUAGAUUCAGAUUUAUUCACAACUGUGACGCAACUGAAAAUUUUAAAACUAUAUAUAAACGGGAUAAAGAAGAUACAUCAAGAUGUUUUUGCACCGCUGAAAUCUCUAAAAACUUUAGAUCUUAAUGGGAAUCAACUUAUUGGACUUCCAGUUGAGCUGAAACCAGUGUUAAAGAAUAUGGACACUGUCCAUUUUUCUGAAAAUCCGUGGCAAUGUAACUGUCAAUUGCUUUGGCUAAGGGAACUUCCAGACAAAUUCGUUUCUAGUCGUACCGACACUAGUGAAAUCAUAUGUAAUGGACCUCAGAAACUCAGAUUUCACUCUUUUGUCAAUGUUCCUGAAGAGAAUUUUGUUUGUAUUCCACCAAAAGUCGUUAGAUGCGAUCAGCCAAAGUAUUCGCUGGACGUAAAUCACAGACUUACAAUACAUUGUGAAUACGAAGGUGAUCCUAUUCCAGAGGUAAAAUUCAUCCGGCCCGACGGUCAUGUAAUUGAUGGCAGAAAUACAUCGAGUGGAAAAUACGAAAUAAAUGAAAACGGGACGCUAACUAUCUCUAGCGUUGCUUUAGAAGAUGAUGGUGACUGGACGAUGUCGGCAUACAAUGCUACCGCGCAUGGAGAUCUGAAGGUCAAUGUACACGUGAUUGUUACCACGACUUCAACAUCAACAACAAGUACCUCAACUACUACUUCUACUACUACAACGACAACAACAACCACAACACCGUCAACUGUCGCUGUAAAAUCAACAAAACCUCAAGCCGCCGUGAAGUCAACUUCUAUACCUUUAUCGUCCGCUUUAACGCAAAAACCGGCCGCCGGUGCAACGCAACCGGGCUUAAACCCUAACCAGCAACAGAGCGCGAAACCACCAAAAACUACGAUAAACAUCGAUUUACUAGGACCUAUUGAUUCAAUAGAUUACCCUCAUACCAAAAAGGUAGAAACAAACACAAAGUCAGAGAGCGGCGAGGGCGGUAACGGUGACGUUAGUAGUGAUGGUGGUGGUCGUGGUAGUGGCGAAACGGUGAUUAAAGAGAAUCCUAUAAAUUAUGGUCUUAUGGCGGCAUCGGCUGCCGGAGGAGGUACAAUUGUAGGAAUUAUCUGCAUCAUCGUAAUGUUUUGUAAGAAAAAACAAAACAAUGAGAAAAACAAGAUUUCACCAUUUGAAGACGAUUUUGAUUUAUAAAAAAAAUACGGUGAGACAGGGCACGAGAAAAAUAUCUUCUAUGUGAAUGAUAUGAAGAAGCGAAAAUUGGAUUAACGAUUUACGCUGUGAGGAAAGACCAAAAGAUGAAAGCGAACGUUUGAACUUUUACAUUAAUGAAGACAUAUAUAUUGCUCAUUUUUUGUGGACACCGCUAGAGUAAAGAAUCGUUUACAUCAACUAUCUAUACCGGAACUGAACGAAGCAGUCAUAAAUGAUUGCAAAAUGUUUGUUUUUUACUUUAGUAAUAGAUGCUUUUGAUAACUAUCCAUCCUAUUCAAACAAAAUCAUUUUUACCAUAAUAGAUCGUCUUCUUGACAAGAUGUUAAACAAAUUAAAAAUCCAGGUAUGUGUCGUUGAAGUGGAAUGAUGCCACGACAUAAUGUGGUUUGAGUGGGGUUUUUAUCAAUCAGCGGUAAUAAUAUCAUAUAAAUAAAUAUGAUUAUAUAUACAUGUAUAUAUUAUAUACGUAUUAAUAUAUAAUUAUUUCUAAAGGGCAAGAGUAUUUAUUUCAUCAAAGAUUAGAAAAUUAAGUAUUUAACUACAAAAAUGUAGAUAGAUUUUGUCAAAAAAAAGUUGCACAGACGUACAGGCCGGUCUGGCUUUUUAAUGGUGACAUAUACCCAUUUUAAAGUGUCAUGAUAUUUUUGUGACUUUUUUAACUUUUAUUUUACCUAUAUUUAUUUAUAAACUGGAAAGUGUAGUGUUUAUAGACUCUAUUUCAAAAGAUUUGGUGUAUGAGCGGUAAAAAUUCUAAAGCCUCGUUUAAAACAAAAAAGCCUUGAAACUUUUCCAAUGGCCUUAAAUGACCAAAUCUGUGUAAAUUUUUAACUUAUUUUAAACUGCUAAAUAUCUUGAUCAGCUAUUUAACUUGUUUCAUUUUCGUAAAUUUAUCAAAUGAAAAUAUUUAAUUGCCUAUUAAUAUUUGUUUUUGACUCUUUUAAUCAGCCGUUAUGUUUAUUUGAAAAAUAAUUUCUUACAGGUCGGCUUUAGGUUCAAGAGCUGAUGAUUAUAUCAUUGUUUAAUUCGUUUACAUAGGGGGUAUAAUCACUUCAAUAAAGUAGAAAUUCAAGAUAAAGUAUUUGCAGUAAGCUUUGAAAGUUAUCUUAAAUAGAUACGAUUUUUUGUGAAGAAUUAAAAAUUUAGUUUUAAAUUCAAGCAACAGUCAGUCAUUUUGUGAUUAACGAGAAGUGUCGGGACAGUUUACUUUUUUUCAAUAUCGCAAUUAAAACGCACUUUAUAUUAUAUAUUAUAGUUAUGAGAAAUAAUACUUUUAUAAAUGCAGUGUUGUAAUUAUUUUAACUAGUGUCCAUUUACUUACAGUUAUUUUGCUGUCUGUGUUUGGAUUUAAAACUAUGCAUUUUAGUUGUGUGGAUUAUAUGAUCAAAUACUGAAAAUGAGCGGCACACAAUAUAGUCCCUUUAAAGACUUUAUUGAUAACUGAUUAUUUACUAGACGGGUUCGAAAAAUGAUACAUUAUUUCUAUAAGAUAAAUUGUUAAAGUCUUAAGUGUAUCUGAUAUUUAAGUUUUGUUUUGUAGAAGCAUAUUCGUUUGAUCUAUUUCAAUCUUAUAUGAAUAUGUUUUAAUUAUUUCCUAUCAUGCAGAAGUGCGUUUGUUUCUCUUUUGUACAUUGAUGUCACUUUUCUAUUCUCAGAGACUCUCUGGAUAUUUUUUUUUUUCAAACAGUAUUAUUUAUGUUUUGUUUGUCUUAAAAGCCAAUUAUUGUUUUAUUCAGGCAAUAUGUUUCCAUGAAAAUGGUUAAAUUUCGAAAUGUUUGUAGCUAUUUUUAUUUAAAAAAAUAUAAAUACUGUGUAUAUGUAACUGGCUCAUUGUCGAAUAAUUUUUUGUUACAGUGCCAAAAAUAAAGUUUUGUUACAGUACCAAAAAUAAAGUUUUGUUUACAGUACCAAAAUGAAUUAAGUUUUGUUAAAGUGUCAAUAUCAGAUUUUCUUUUAUUAAUUUUUGUUCCGAGGGAACUAAUUUGAAAUAAGUACAUUCUGAAUAAUAUAAAACGUGCAAGUAUGUCUGCUAACGGUAAAGAUACAGACUUUCUUUAUGUAAUUAUAAUAAAGCUUUUGAAAUUUCUUAUAUGAUCUGAAGUGUGAUCAUUAUUGCAUAAUGCUAUUUAAGUAUUUAUUUUAAAUUAAUUGUGAAAUUAUUAUACAUAUGAUAUGUAAUGUUUGUAAAUUAUAUCAUUUGUUUUUUGUUUUGGUUGUUGUUUUAAUAAAAUUGUUUUUGCA